AUGUCCGCCUACUUAUCGGCAGCCCACCAACUCCUACAAAAGUUCCAGGCUUACGAGAUUCAGCAGAUCCCCAGGUCAGAAAACAGCCACGCAGAUGCGCUCGCGCGUUUAGCUUCGGGAAUCAACGAUAAGAUCAGGAGAAAGGUGCCGGUGGAGAUAUUAUCCCAGCCAAGCACGAAAACGGCAGAGAACUUUGCCCACCGAUCAGAAGCUCCUGUACCGAUCAGCAGAUACAUAGUGAUCAACGAUGUCCUGUACAAGCGAAGCUACACCACGCCGUAUCUGAAAUGCCUCACUAAGGAACAGGGGGACUACGUCCUUCGGGAAGUCCACAGUGGGGUCUGCGGUGACCACUCAGGGUCCCCGAUCGAUAGCGCACAAAGUCUUCCGGCAAGGGUAUUGCUGGCCGACCCUACACCAAGAUGCGAACGUCCUAGUUAA
Messenger RNA from Prunus armeniaca (apricot), 441 nucleotides. The record is from the annotation of a GenBank genome assembly. Lineage: Eukaryota; Viridiplantae; Streptophyta; Magnoliopsida; Rosales; Rosaceae.